Zophobas morio is the source of this 429-nucleotide messenger RNA. Its product is annotated as adult-specific cuticular protein ACP-20-like. The transcript has 3 exons. Lineage: Eukaryota; Metazoa; Arthropoda; Insecta; Coleoptera; Tenebrionidae. The record is from RefSeq and is a predicted model, not a curated record. Gene Ontology annotation, cellular component: extracellular matrix. The coding region runs from base 1 to 429 and encodes 142 amino acids.
AUGUUCACCAGAAUUUUGUGUCUCACCCUCGUGGUCGCCUACGUGCAAGCCCAAGGAUAUUCUGGUCACCAAGGACACGCCAGUUCCUACUUGACUUACAGCCAGGGUGAAGGUCAUGGUUUAGGGGGUGGUUUAUCUUCACUUGGGGGUUCUGGGGGUGGUUCUGGAAGUUAUGAUCACCACCAUGAAGAACCACACGCACACCCUAAGUACGCUUACAAAUAUGGCGUUGAAGAUAAGCACACCGGUGAUAUCAAGCAACAAGAGGAAACUAGAGAUGGGGAUGUCGUCAAAGGGUCGUACUCCCUCCAUGAACCUGAUGGUACCAUUUUGACCGUUCACUACACUGUUGAUAAGAAGAGCGGGUUCAAUGCGGUGGUUCACAGAAGCGGGCACGCUGCUCACCCCCAGCACUCCUCCCAUCACUAA